This is a messenger RNA of Engraulis encrasicolus (European anchovy), 1654 nucleotides long. Its product is annotated as myosin light chain 4-like. The record is from RefSeq and is a predicted model, not a curated record. Gene Ontology annotation, molecular function: calcium ion binding. Lineage: Eukaryota; Metazoa; Chordata; Actinopteri; Clupeiformes; Engraulidae. Bases 275 to 898 code for a protein of 207 amino acids. Gene Ontology annotation, cellular component: myosin II complex. The transcript has a single exon.
GCCUCCCUCCCACUCUCAUCUCUCUCCCCCUGUCUCUCUCUCAUUCCUCCUCUCCCUUCUUUUUUUCUUUUUCUCUCUCUUUUUUCUAUUUCUCUCUCUCCUAACACCCCGCAAUCCAUCAUAGCCCUGCUCAGACGGGAGGCUUCAGCCGUCCUCCAAAAGCAAGCAACAGAAGCAACAACAACAGCAGGAGAAGAAGCAGCAGCAGCAGCAGCUUACAACAGCAGCCGCAUCCAGCCCCAUCCAUCCAGACAGCCACCCGGCAGCAAGCGCCAUGGCCCCGAAAAAAGCCGACCCGAAGAAGCCCGAGCCCAAAAAGCCCGAGGCCAAAAAGGAGGCUACUCCGACCCCGGCCAAGCCGGCCGCGUCGCCCGCCCCUGCCGCGGAGCCCGAUGCGCCGCCGCCCAAAGAGCCCGACUUUGACCCCAAGACCGUCACGCUGGAGUUCUCGGCCGACCAGAUCGAGGAGUUCCGCGAGGCCUUCCAGCUGUUCGACCGCACGCCGACGGGCGAGAUGAAGAUCACGUUCGCGCAGUGCGGCGACGUGAUGCGCGCCCUGGGCCAGAACCCCACCAACGCCGACGUGCUGCGCGUGCUGGGCAAGCCGCGGCCCGAGGAGAUGCAGUCCAAGAUGGUGGACUUCGAGACCUUCCUGCCCAUGCUGCAGCACAUCUCGCGCUCCAAGGACCAGGGCAACUUCGAGGACUUUGUGGAGGGGCUGCGCGUCUUCGACAAGGAAGGCAACGGCACCAUCAUGGGCGCGGAGCUGCGCCACGUCCUGGCCACGCUCGGGGAACGCAUGACGGAGGACGAGGUGGACCGGCUCAUGGCGGGCCAGGAGGACGCCAACGGCUGCAUCAACUACACCUCCUUCGUCAAGCACAUCCUGUCAGGGUAGACGAGGAGGUGAGACACAGAGGAGAGACUUCUUGUGCACAACAACAAAACAACCAUCCAUCCUUUCUGUCACGGUGUGGAAUGAGGUGAGAGACUUAUGCACAACCAAUAGCCCAAAACUCAACAUCCCUGAGUGCAUCAACUACACUCGUAUUUUUUUUGUCAAACACCAUCUUUGAAGGAUCCAUCAACCGAAACUCUUUCGUCAAGGACAUCCUGUCAGGGUAGGUAGGAGAGAGACAGAGAGACACACAACACGAGACAAGAGAGGACGACUUGUUGAGCACAACGAAACAACCAUCCAUUCAUCCACAUACGAGAGAGACUUGUUGUGUGCACAAUGGACAACCAUCAAUUCAUCCAUCCUGUCACGGUUUUGAUUGAGGUGAGAGACUUGUGCACGACAGCCCAAUACGACAUCAUUGAGUCCAUCAACUACAUGUGAUUUUGUCAAGCAAUAACCAAGGAUGCAUCAAAACAUCUUUCAUGAACUGCAUUCUGUAGGGGUGAGAGACAAUUAAAAAAAAUGCUAGUGCACAACACUAUCAACACUAAUAUCAAAAGUAAUCAAAAAUCAACAGAAAAGAAAUCACUGAAGCAAUUUGCAGUUAUUGGGAAAACAGUCAUAGUUUGUUUCUGGGCCACCAAUAUUGGCAAGUUUUAAUUAUUUAUUUAUUUUCUUUUUCCGUAAAAUGGGAGCGUGCCCUCUGUGUACCCAAAUGAUCUUGCACAUGUUGUAAUAAAUAAGAUCAUCAAC